Molecule: messenger RNA, 19752 nt
Organism: Bombyx mori (domestic silkworm)
Lineage: Eukaryota; Metazoa; Arthropoda; Insecta; Lepidoptera; Bombycidae
Product: beta-1,4-glucuronyltransferase 1
Exons: 2
Coding region: 15251-19447 (1398 amino acids)
Source: RefSeq, a predicted model, not a curated record
GACAGGACGGGACAAAAAACUCAGUCGGGUUGUGGCCCUUCUUUCACGGUCCCAGACUGCCAGCGCUUCCGACCCAGCAUAAUAUUGGAAUGGAAUCUGUCCGUUCUGUCGCGUCGCGCGUCAGUCCAUCGCGCGUUUGUACACAGGGCGCUUGUGCCUUACGCUUUCACGACUGCGAGUGCAAAAUUUCUUGCCUGUUUGCAAGUUUCAAAAUAUAAGUGUAAAAUUCUGUCUACCGAUUAUUAUUCAAUUUAUAUUUGAAUGUGAUUGUUUACAAGCCGUAAAACGAUUGGCAACGUGAGCGAUUAAUCCUCAAAUGCGGGUUGGGAAUAUUUGUGGGUGGAAAAAUAAACAUAGCACUCAGGAGGCGUAUAGUAUCGCGGCGCCAGCACGGCGCCCACCUCCGAACACCUGCUGAUGACAGAAUAAAUUGUGAUGCUCACACGAACAGAACCCUAUAGGAAACUGCGUCCUAGAGGACGUCGGAGGACGUUAUAGCGAAACGUUGUUGUUUUCCUCUAUAAAAGUGCCUAAUCAUUGCAAUCAUGGUGGCGAAUCGACGAAAUUUUAUAUUUAGAGUGAGCAUCGUAAUUAACAUCGCUGUGAUGCUAUAUGCGGCGAUGCAUCUGUCUGCAAACACUUCCCCGAUGGUCGAGUGGGUCCCGGUGACGGGCGAUGGCUCCGAGAGGAACGCGGAACUCCAGUAUCUCAAACGUGAAAUCACACGAAACGACACAGAUAGACUUAUAGAGCCUAUGAUCAGGGAUUUCGAGGAAUCCACUUCCCAGAAGUCGACCUCGACGAUGCCGACAACAAACAAAACCGCAUCUAGUACAGUAUCCGCCACGGAUCUAGAAAAAAAGAUAAGUGCAGCGCCUCCAGAUGUUGAUAUAAAUGAAAUGUUAGACAUAGUCGAUGAGAACGGGCUGUCAGAUAUCACACUAACACGACUUCGGAGCUUACUGGCGUGCACAGAAAAGGACUUCCUUCCCCAAACGGUGCAGCGCGGAGAAUUUUGGGUUUUAAAGAACUACAUCCGAGCUGAUCAUGGAACAAUCAUGUGUCAUGAAAGCAUCACAUACACGACGCACGCUGGCUUUGAAUUCCUAGAUAACGUGCUGCCUCUUGUCGAAAGGUAAGUCUUCGGGUGUUUAAGGUCCUAAAGAACGUUUCUGCUAUUUUGAGACAUUUAUGUCCAGUUUUUUUACUGCAGCAGAAAAGCAGAUGAGUUCACGUCCUACCUGGUGUCAAUUGGUUUCUGGGGAGCAAAAGACGCCAAAAUGUAAAUGCCUUCUUCCGCCUUGAAGUUUUGUGGUAUCAAAAUAACAAAACCCAGACAGAACACAUGAAUAAUGGUGCAAUAAACAUUUGAACCAUUUCAAAAACACUACGAAUAACGAUUGCCCAAAAUUGUGCAUUUAUGGAUAUAAUAACAAAAAAUUAAGUUGCUUAAAGUAUAAAAUAAAUUUUAAUGGUAAUUUUAGCGGUAAUUAUUUAAAAUUAAUACAACUUUCAAUUUAGGCCUUGAAGUUCUCGAGAACAUAUUAUUGCAACUGUAAAAGAAGGGAGUAAGUAUUUGAGACACAAAAUGGCAGUCGGUUCUAAUUGACUGGAUUGUAGACACUAAAACACUUUAUGAUUGAAAACCUUUUUUUUUUCCUUUUUCAAUUAUGAAUUUUAUUACCAAACAUGGAUGUUCUUAAUUAUUUUUACGAUAAAAUGAGCCACUCAUUACCUACAGACUUGUUUUAUGGCGAGCGCACUUCGUUAAAUUAAUCGUUAUGGUAUAUAAUAACGUUCUCUGCUGUUUUCGCGGAUCGCAGAUAUAUUAAUUGACUUUUAGGGUAGCGUUAAAACUCGUAUUGAGGAUCGGAUAUGCUUAAUUCGAUAUUGGAAGUCGAUGGCCUCAAAAACAUUUUUAAUGUCCAAAACCAAGUGCAUGCGGCAUUCAACAUUGAAACUUCGUGUUAGGUGAAAAUAACACCAUUUUGUGCUUUCGUCGGAAUUCGCGAGUCAUAGACAUAAAAGAUCUUAUUUCUUAGUUUAGAUUUCAACCUCCACUCUCUUAUUACCUUUGCACAAAAAUUCAAGUUAAAUUCAAAAGUUACCAAUUAAGUAAAUGGUAAAAAACGUAUCAUCUAAUUUAUUUAUCCGCCUUUUUUUCUAAUUUCAUUUGAUCCUGAGUUACGUUCAAACUUUCAAAUAUUCCAGUUCUCAACACGAAGCCAAUUUGAAAUCCAAAAUUACGAAAAUAGACAUAUGAGUCGUAAGACGCGUCAAAUUUGUACAGAUUUCCCUGGGGUACCCUCAAAAGCCGUGUAAUGCCACAACCACUGUGACAAGAGUGAAACAAUUAAGAAGAAAGAUGUAUUGGAGUGUUGUAGGUGAAAUAAAAGAGAACUGUUCAAGUCGACAGUGCAGUUACAAAUAUAAGGUUAGGCGAGCUGCACACUACAAAGACAUAAAAGAAAGCAAGUUGAUGAAAACAACUAAAAAUACAUUUAGAGUGUUGCCAUUUUAGUAUAUACGAGUAUGUACCUAUUGAAAUAAGAGCCUAUCCAACACAGGAAUUUCCCGACUCACCUGAUGCAAUGUGACUUACCGUAGCGAGUAAGCAACAUUAUUUGCACCGCGCAACUCAGAUCGGUAAUAAGGAAUACCAGUUCCAUAUAAAAAUGUUCCCCCUCGGCGCGGGAAUCACUUAGGAAAUAGAAAAGUCGCCCAAAAAAAGUAAUCUCGAAGCUCAGUUGCAUUAUAAAAUCGACUGUUUCACCAUUCAAAUCGUAGUACAUAUAUAAUCGCGAUAAGAAUAGGUAGAUGGUCGAUGAUAUUUCACGAUACCUACACUAUACUAGCUACAACUGUUUUUUUUUUAGAAGCAUUUUUAAAAAGUUUAAGCACAGGGUUUUUUGUAUAGUCUGCCUCAAAAGAAUAAAACUACCAAUUGGAUUAUGGUCGUUUUGACCAGGUGGUGCUUGAGAUUACACACCCGAACAUUCUGAUUACACAUAUUAUGUUAAAACCAGACUAUUUAUCAAUAUCGAUAAUUACAAUCCUCUGAACCUUUUAUAGUUUGAAGAUAAAAUGCAACAUGUUUAUUAACAGCUAAAGUAUAACCAAUAUUCUUUUAAAAUAUACUGCAAUCGAUUGGAGCAAUGAAUUAAUAAAUGUUUUUAAGUUUUAUACAUAUAUUAUAUAUAGAGAAUAUGUGGUCAAUAUUUAAAAUAGUUCUGAUUAAAUUGAUAUGAAACGUAUAAAUCUCAACCAAAAACAACACUUUGAGAUAAUAAAAUUGAGAAAAAAAAAAGGUAUAAUAAGAACUAACUGUGUUUUUUUAAAUGUCCUAAUUAAUUAUUGUUGUCGAAAUUAGUUGGAGGUGAUUUGAAAUUUAAUCACAUAUGCGUGUAGAGGGUGGCUAGCUAUCACAGCACAAAAGGUGGUGGUAGGACCUCUUGUGAGUUCGCGCGGUUAGGUACCACCACCCUGCCUAUUUCUACCGUGAAGCAGUAAUGCGUUUCGGUUUGAAUGGUUUGGCAGACGUUGUAACUAUACUUGAGACCUUAGAACUUAUAUCUCAAGGUGGAUGGCGCAUUUACGUUUGUAGAUGUCUAUGAGCUUCAGUAACCACUUAACACCUGGUGGGCUGUGAGCUCGUCCAGCCAUCUAAGCAAUAAAAAAAAGGUUAUCGCUCUCUAAAGAAUCAAAUAAAAUUUUCACAACAAAUCUCACAGAAGAGACCAUACUUAAAGGUCUCAUCAAAUCUUAAUUUAAAUUUUCCAAAAAUACCGGUAAAGCAAUCGAGUAUAAAUUUCAACCUUCUAAACCGCAUCCGGUUAGCGCUGUCAUUCAACAAAUACAUUUUACUGCCCGAGGUUAUUUUUUUAAUUUACCUCCUUGUUUAUCAUUCUGUCCUUUCACGUAGAAAUACAUAAAUAAAGAGUAAUCCUAAAAUUUCGGCUCAUUUUAAUCUAGUGGCUUUUGUCUAAUAUUAAAAUAAGCAUUUUGCUCAAUCGAAAAGUCAUACGCUUGGUAUGAAUUAGCAGAAGCUGUUUAAGUUAAUUCUAAGAGCAUAAUUCACACAAGGAAUAAUGCUAUUACACAAAAACCUUUUCUUAAAUAAUAAAAUAACAUUAAUCAAAUAGAAUAUUGUAUAUUCAUGUCUUAAAGUGGCGUGUAAUCAUUUUACAGACAUAAUGCAAUGAAUGUAAUGAACGCAUUAUUGUGUUGUGACAUCGAAUUCCUAUAGGUUCAAAUCAAAUCUAUGCACAUAUUUAAUGUUGUGCAAUAAUCUUAAUAUUUCAUACGACUAUUUUGUUGUCAUGAUUACAAUGCACUUACUUUUACUUAUUAAAUGUUAUUAAACGUAGGCGAUUGCAAGCAGCAGCAAUGUUGCGAUGGAUGUGUGGAGUAACGAGAAUGGAUAGAAUACGGAAUGAAUAUGUUAGAGGAAGUCUGAAAGUGGCAACUGUGACAGAGAAGCUGAGAAGUCCGCGUUUGGGAUGGUAUGGACAUGUGAUGAGACGAAAUGAAAAUGAGGCUGGUAAGAGAAUUUUAACUAUGAAUGUGGAAGGAUAUAGAGGAAGAGGUAGACCUAAGAAGAAAUGGAUGGAUUGCGUGAAAGACGAUAUGGGUAAGAGGGGAGUGAGCGAAGAAAUGGUAUAUGAUAGAAGAGUAUAGAAGGAGAAAAAAAGUUGCGCCGACCCCAGGUGACUGGGAGAAGGGUAGGAUAAUGAUGAAUGAUGAUGACUAAACGUUUAUCAGUAACGCAAUGGCAAAACCAUAUUAUAUUGCCAAAUUUGUUGAAACAUUGAAACUUGUCCAAUUAGUGAAUGUACACGUAACCCAAUAAUAUAAAAUUAUCUCCUUAAUGUCCGCACGAAAUCAACAAAUCAACUAACUGUUACUGUUAAUAUGUCAGGAAUGAGUACCACUGUCAAUCUUUGCUCGGGAGUUUUCCUAAAAUACACUGCAUUGAAAAUACACGGCAUCUAAAUAUAUGACAUUUUUGACUCAAAAAAUUUUAAUGCCAAUAUUCGACCUAUUCAGAUAAAGUUCAUACAUUUUUAUUCAAUCCGUAUUGACUAAUCCAUCAGGAGGAACGUCAUACGUAAGCACCUAAAGGAAUUGUGUAUUGUAUUAGGUAACAAUCGAAUGUGAUUGUGCCAUAAAAGUUCCUCUGUAGGCGUCGAAUGGAUGUAAUAAGACAAUAUGGAAUACGAUGUCAGCGCUCAAUGAAAAGCAAAAGUUUUCAAACUGAUGUAACAUUGCCCAUUCUAGAAUAUCACAAAAAAAAACGAGCUAUGUAAAAUUAAAGAAAAUAUUCGAAAAAAAAUUUCUUCCUACCUAUGCUGAUAGUCUUGAGAGGCUAUUUCAACGUAACCUUAACUAGUAGGUGAGCUCACGGGGCUCAAAUCUGACGACGUUGCUAACACGAAGGUUACCGGCGGCACACGAUGAGAGGGUUCCCGUGUCGUGCCGCUUUGUCGAAAUGAAUAAUAAUUCAGUUUGCGCAUUCACACACAUUUGUCUCUCGUUAAUAGAAAAUCAUGUUAUACAAUACGAUAACGGCUCGUUGAUACAUUGCAUUAACGUUGUUCAUUUGUAUUCAUUAAAUUUAUUUGUAGAGUACUGUAGGGAUCUUUAGAUACCGAAAAACUUCAACGACUACCUGUUCAUAGAAUUAAGAAAUCUGCCAGGAAACGUUUGUCCAGUGAUUAAUUGCUACUUGAUGCCGCGUGGGAAGAAGGCGUUUGCUCCAGAUCGUUUAUUUAACUAUCACUAUUGUUGUUUCUUCAACUUACUUCUGAUUCAAACGCUUUGUUAAUCGGCGCUUUAAAAAAAGAAUACAAAAGAAUAAUAAUUUAAAAACUAACUAACUAAUUUAAUUUAAAAAACUAAUUUAAAAAAGACAAGCUCGCUGAAUUUGUUUUUCGGAAUCUUGGAACGGAGCUGUGACCUUGAUGGGAAUUGUUGGCAGGGUUGACAUUCAAUACUUCAUAUUUAAUAAGUGUCUUAAUAACACUUAAAUUGAAGUAAAACACAAAAUCCAUAACCUCCCUCAAAGUACGCCACAAUGCUAAGUUUUGCGCUGUGCUGUACUAGAAUAAUUCCACUUAUUAUAUCACGUCAAUGUUGUCGCCUCACACGACGCCAAACGCACAAUGAACUGAAUGAACAAGUUAAAUUACCCUCAGAACUAUAACGUUAUUGUACGCGUACAUACAGCGUAUGUACAUAAUAUUAUGUGGUCUCAAAUGUAUCCAAUUUCUUUAUAAAAAAAAUCACAACCCAAGUCUAUCAUCAAUACGGAUUCUGUGAUUGGCAGUCGAUCGAUAUGAUCUUGUAAGUUCCAUCUAUCAUGGAAUCCAUGUAUGAAUCAAUGAAAAAUUAGGAUAAUAAGCAUUGAUAAAAAAAUUUUUUUAAUCGGUGAUCAUUUAAUCUAAAACAUUCAAAUCAAUCUGCGCCUAUGAAUAAUCGAAGUACUACAAUAUGUAUGUAUUAUGUGUAUCAAGAUCUGGGUGCUUCAUUCAGAAAUUAUAACUGAAAUACACUGAUAAUUAAUUCUAUAUCUAUGAAAUACACUAUAACUGAAAUACAGAAAGCUUCAACUACAUAUUUGAAUGGGAUUAAUGAUCGCGAAUACCAGAGAAAGACUAAACAAGUUAUCAAAUUUACUCUGUAUAUCAAUGUAUAGAAGACUGAUUUUAAUGUAGUCAUAAAUUUGGAGACUGACUGAAAUUUUAUUUACUAUUUUUUGACGGAUAGUCUUUUCAGAAUAGUAUCUCGAAAGAAUCAAGUUUUGCUGCGUACUACUAAUUCAACUUUCGCCACUUUACUUAAUUAGAACGCUAAUAGAAUGAAUUCGUAAUCACCAUAACGUUCCAAAUUAACAGACGAGGUGCUAUUACAGGUGGGGCACGAGUUUUACAGUGAAACUAAGUACGUUUCGUUCACAUUAAGUUAACAGUAUAAGAAACACGCUCUCAAUUGGAAUUUAAGUUUAUUCUACAAAAACAUAAAAAGGAUUUAUUCAUAUGAAGCCACACAGUAAAAUUCUAAUUACGACCUAGACGUAACGUGAAGCCUAGGUCAUAAUAAGAAAAAAAAAACAGAAACAGUGUAGAAAUGACGAAAACAGCCUUUUGGCCACGACGACUUUGAAUUUAUGUAGCUCUGUUUGUUUUCUUUCGAACUAACGAAUUGUUCGAUAUUCAAAACGAUUUUUCUUAGACGAACCCUGUCUGACCUUUUUGAAACUUCGGUACUGUCGAACGUCAUCAAAUGUCAAAUAAUUAAAUGUGACUGUGUAUAAUCUAUGAUGUGACUUCUCAAAUAUUAAGUGUAUAAUCUAUGAUGUGACUCAUAAACGCAUUCUAACAUAGAGACCGUGCUUUUGCAAAACAAAAAAAAAAGUAUAUUACUAGAUUUUCAUGAGUACUCAAUAUCGUGACCUCGUAUUCGCGUAGGCGUAGUUCAAGUAGACCAUGAAGAUGUGACUUUCACUUGAAAUCGUCUCGUGAUUACCACGACGAUUUCAUUAACACAACACACGUCGCAUAUGUGUGAGCAUUUUUGAAAACUAUAAAUAAAACAAAAUCUUUCUUUAUAUAUAUAACUAGCUGACCCGGCAGACUUCGUAGUGCCUCAAUCGAUAAAUAAAAGGUCUAAACUUUUGUAUAAAAUAAAAAUAAACUUAUAACAAAAAAAAAGGAAUCCGCCCGACCGGGGACACAUCAAAGGGAAAACAAAAUUGUUGUUUUUAUUUCAUUCCGGGCAUUUCAUAUUUAUCUACCUUUUAAACCUUCUCUGGACUUCCACAAAUAAUUCAAGACCAAAAUUAGCCAAAUCGGUCCAGCCGUUCUCGAGUUUUAGCGAGACUAAUGAACAGCAAUUCAUUUUUAUAUAUGUAUAUAGAUUUUCAUUAAUAUUUUAAAUAAAACAUUAUAAAAAUACAUUUAAAAAAAAACAUCUUCGUAAUUUAAAAAAGAGCUUUACGUCUUAAAUAAAAAUCCACUCUAAAACCGCAUCAGAUAAGAGUUCGCAGUUCUAUUGUUUCAUCGCUUUGUAUUGCAAAAUUCGUCACGAUUGCGGGUUUUAAUUUUGCAAUUAAGUGUUUCGCCUUUAAAUAAAGUGUAGGUAUUCCAGGUUGUUUAACACUGGAUAAAAUUCAAUUAUUUGUAAUUGAAAACUUUUGCACUCAAACAGAUUACUGUAUAUUUUUCAGACGUUCUUACGAUCCAAAACUUAUCAUCAUAAAUUGCUAUGGGAGGUUCAUAAGCUCGUUAUAAGACGACUUUUAGAACGUAUUGUUUUAUACAUUUUUACCACGAUUAAUUAUUAUUCUUGGUAGUCUUCUUUUAACGACUUUAUGAAAAUACCAAAAUUAAAUUAUGAGUAAGACCGUGUGUGCAUAUGAUUUUCGGGCUAUAAUCACGCCAGUCAUCGGGUCCCACAUCAAUAAAAUGAUCACUGAAGUCCAUAGACAUCUUAACGUGCCUUUGAAGUUGAGGUCGAAUGCUCAAUUGUAUUUAACUGUAUAACGGUAGGCAGCGGCAUCGAUGUUACCCUAGCAUUGCUGACGUCCAUGGGCGACGGUAACCACUCACCAUCACGUGGACCGCACGCUCGUCUGCCUACUAGGGCAAUAAAAAAGAAGGUGCCCCACCCUUUAAGCCGGAUAAGAAGACGGCUUCGUAACAGAAAACGGCAGAAUAGUGGUAGCUACUCGUCCGGACUUAUAAAUACGCCUUAACUGGUGGUAGUUAUACAAAUUGACCAUUUUUUGGACUUUGAUUUUUAUUACACUGUUUUAUUAAUGUCCUAUUUUAUUUGGUCAAGUAUUCUGAAUCACCUCGAACGGGGCAGGGAGAACGUGUUCUCCGAAGUUUGGAGCGAUACUAUGUACGUCACAAGUAGUUUACUUAAGAUUGGUCAAGGUUGGCAGUAAAUUCGCCAUGUUUGCUAUAUUUUGCUAUGUACAAUGAUUGGGCUUAAUCAAAUUGGGUCCCCUCUUCUAAUCUAUGUUUGCUUUUUGUCAAAAUAAAAACCCUAUCUUAGAUAAUGGAUUGUGAUAACAACUUUAAGCUGCAUGCACAACUGUUCAAUUAGGCAAAUACGAAUUAAUACUGGUCGGUUGUUUAGACUUUUAUAAUUGCCUUAUACCUAAAUCGCAGAUAGAAUACAAUUAUUAUUAAAAAAAGAACAUUUUUUUUUUUUUGCGAUUUCAUAAAAUAUGUCUAAUGCCUAAUAUCGAAAUCGUUUUUUAUCGUUGUAUUGCCACCACUUAGUUCUGACCUUAUUAUAUGUACAUUAACCAUGUGGAAUUACGGAUGAAUAAUAAUACGAAUAAACCAGUCAUUUUCGGACGGCAUGUGUGUAAUCACAUGAUAAUGAUGUACGAUAUCGAACGUAAUGUCCUAGUAAGGUCGUCCUGUGGCGUUUUAUGAAUAAAUUAUGAAAAUAUUAAGUUUUAAAACGAAGUUGGUUGUUUCGUUUGGCAACCGAUUUAGUUUUGUCCGUGACCACUCACCAUUUCAAUAGUACUCCAGUGCUAUUCAAAGCUUUUUUUUUCCUAUGCUGAUAGCCUUGAAAGCCUAUUUCAGCUUCACCCUAACGUGUGUAGGUGAGCUCACGGGGCUCAAACCGGAGUGUUGCUAACACUGACCCUACGAGAGCAGUGCUUCACAGAAUCUACCACCGGAUCGGAAACGCGACCCACUGAGAAGAUCCGACGAGAAACUUGGGCUGUGUCUAUGGGUUAAUUCGCUCGUCGAGCCCUUCGUCGCAAGCGACGGGUUUGACGAGGACGGUGACCGGUAAUUCGAAAGCAUGAAAAGGUCGACCCUUCAGAUCGUAGGGCGAGCACGAAUAUUCAAGACGUUAGGGUGAAAUAAUCGACUUUAUAAUUCGAUCUUGUAUGGAAAUUUGAAUAGCGCCCCGUGAGCGUAUUUGGAUCAAAAAAUCCAAUGUGUACACAUAUAACGCCCUUCGUAACGUUGUAAGUAAAACAUACAUAUUUCUAUUAUACCUGAAUAAAUUUUUCUUCUCCAUUUUAUACAAAAUAAAUAAAUCAUCAAAAAAUAACUUUUUUUUUAAAUUAGUGAUAUUCUUUCUACGUAUUCGAAUAUAUUUUUUUAUCAUAUUUUUUUUAUUGGCCUUGUAGGCAGACGAGCACACGACCCACCUGAUGGAGAGUGAUUACUGUCGCCUGUGGACUUUAGCAAUGCCAGGGGCAGAGCCAAGCCGCUGCCUACCAAUAUCAAAAUCAUAUCAAAUCAAUAUCAAAUAUCAAACAAUAACAGACGUAUGGAAAUCUUAAGGCGUCAGUGUGAUUACAGUAAAACUUCGACCACUGGACGAACAUUAAAACAAAAUACGUAACGCACGUUCGAACAGCUUCGAAUUUUGCGAUCGCUAACAUAAAGAUAAACAAACGUCCACACAUGUUCAGUAAUGGCCCGCUGUUCCCAUAUCGUUUGCAUGCGUCCGCUGUGUCCGCUGAUAAUGAUAUAGAGUAUAGUAAUUGCGUAACCAAACUGUGUUGACGAACAACCGAAUCCUGGUUUGAAUAAAUAAUUGACGUUAACCUAUGUACUGUUCGUUUUUUUUCUGCUCUGAUUUAAUGAUGGCGAAACAACGCUUUGCAAGUCUUGAUGAUGUGGUUCUAGACGAUAGAUUGUGCAAUAUGUUCAAAGCGAGAACAAUGAGUGGUCGUUGAUUGACAGAUUUAUUCAUUGUUGCUGUCUUGGACUCCAGCAGAAAGUGAACUCACAUGAGCGAUGUUCGUAUCGCAACUGAAGCUAUUUUAAUUCCCUUGCGAAAUAAUUGGUUUUGUUAACCGACCGCAAAAAUGAGGUUCUCAACUAGACUGUAUUGGUUUUUGUAGGUUUUAUCUUUUUUUUUUACAUGGACCAAUAGAAAUCUCGCGUUUCUCAUGUAAUUCCAAUUAAAUUUGAUAUUUGAAUUAUAUACAUAUUUUUUAUGUAGAAGUCAAUUGAAUAUAAUGCAUCAUAAUAUUCAAUUUGAUUCGACUACAUUAGUGAAAUUCUCAGUUUAUUUUUUGAAGUCGGCUUUCUUAUCUCUUUAUGAUAUUGCUUUUAAUUUAAAGUUAUAUAAGUCUCUUCGUUGUUAUUAUGAAUAUUAUUUAAUUAAUUAGUAAAUUGAUUCACUACGUUCAUAUUAAUUUCGGUUCUUAAAUUGGUAAACGAAGCUGAUACUAAACAACUUUUUUUUACCUAUGCUGAUAGCCUUGAGAGGCUAUAUCAGCUUCGCCCUAACGUGUAGGUGAGCUCACGGGGCUCAAACCGGAGUGUUGCUAACACUGGCCCUAGCAAGGGUAGUGCUUCGCAGAAUCUACCACCGGAUCGGAAACGCGACCCACUGAGAAGAUCCGGCGAGAAACUCAGUGGGCAAAACAACCAGUAGCCCGUGUACACAAAUGACAAUGAUGCGAACGCCACUGCUCACUUUAGUACAAGGGAGGAAACUCCUACAAACAGUAUUCUUCUUCCUUCUGGAUGUUAUCACGCACGAUCUACAGAAUCGUUGCAAUUCAUCUCAAGCACCGGAUCACAUACAUUUGAGAAUCAUUAUCUUUAAACAAAUAGAUUGUUUGUUAGCUUCUAUUGUCUAUUUAUGACGGUAUUUUGUACAUCAAUCUACUACUGAUCGUUACAUAAUUGACCUUGAAAUGAAAAAUUUUACUUGGAGCUGAUUAAAUUUUGACUAGAGUUUAUGCUUUUUAUUUAUAUUAAUGAGUACUUCUUAAAAGACCGUUUUUUUUAAAGUUCUAUGAUAGGCAAAACCGGCCUGCUUUGCUGGUCAAUCUUUAAUCUGACUUUGUUCCAAUCAGACUAUCCACUAGAACCAUUUUUACAGAAUCAUCCGCAAGGCGAAUCCGAAGACAUCCUAAAAAUUCUAUUAAAAUAUGACCAACCUUUUUGCAGUCUAGAGAAUAUACACUUUUAUAUGCAGAUAUUUAAGUUAUUACUUUGACUUAGCCAAUAACGACAUUGAAAUGGCCAUUCAAAUAUAAAUUUACUAGCGGACCGCUCCGGCUCCGCUCGGGUCUUUAACAAAAAUUUCAACGUUUUAUUCAAGUUCAAAAUUUUAUUUUUUUAAAUAAAAGAACACUUAUUGCGGCAUAACUAUAAUAGUUAGACAUAUGCUGUCGCGACACUUUUUGUAAAUAGUAAUGUGUUCUACAAAGUCGUAGUACAUUAUUUUAUUCUAUCAUCAAUAGUUAUCGCAGGGCACGCGAUGUAAAGAAUAUUUUAGAUAAUUUUUUUACACCUUGGGUCACAUUAUUGAAGUUUUAGUAAGGAUGCCUAAUUUUUUUCAAAAAAUAUUAUAGCCUAUGUCAUUAGAGAAUAGUGUAGCUUCCAAACAGUGAAAGAAUUUUUCAAAUCGGUUCAGUAGUUUCGGAGCCUAUUCAAUACAAACAAACAAACAAAUCUUUCCUCUUUAUAAUAUUAGUAUAGAAAAGGCAAAAUUUUAAGUACCAUUUUGUCCUCUCUUUGUCAACAGUUUUUUUGUAUUAGCUAUUGACGACAUUAUCAAUACAAAACAAUUUCGAAACAGAUUUACAUCUGUACAAGAAAAUAAAAACAAAAAAACAAAACAAAAAAAAUGUAACACAUAACACGUGAAACUAAACCUUGAGGUGUCAUCGAUUAUGGUCGAAUUUCGAUUAUUGGACGGACACUACUUAUUAUGAAUCGACGUGAAUUGUUGCCGAAACAAGAAAGAAUACGUGUCAUCCAACGACCUCGAAUACUAUAAUAAAACUCGUCAGCCGAGUGCUCUUAAUUAAAUGCUUUCAAUACAAAUUCUUUGUGGACACGCAAUGACCACUUUUAGAUCGAUUUACCCAUAUUUUUGGUUUGAAUACAAUUAUUCAACGACUCAGGCGUAGCCUACUGACAUGUAUUGGUUAUUAUUAUAUGAUAGUUUAAUCCACAUGUCCACGGCUCGAACGAAAUAUGCUUCUAAUUCUUUUGUCCGUAGAUCUUGUAGGUUGUAUGAUGCUAAUGCUGACAUAUUUUGCUUGUCACUUGUAGCUUAUAGAAAAGCUAUUUUAAAAUAUUUAUAAGGUUAUUUAGCCCGAUGAGUAUUAUAGUUUUAUAGUGUUAGUUGAUAUAUAAAAUAAUAUGUGCGUAUUGUGCUGCUUUUGUUUUUUUGUAAUUUAAAUUUCUAAAAUUCUCUUUUCUGUUCACUUUCUACUUAUAUGUCAUGUUCUUACGACAGCUUACUGUAUAGAAUAAAAAAAAAUAAAAAAAUGUCAUGUUGAUUGUGGAAACAUAUUUGGUUAUUGUUUUAGCUAUAUUUUUUUAAAUAUUAUAUAUUGAUAUUGUACUGUUUGUUUCCCAAAUAAAUAAAUAGAAACCUACAUACUUUUAUAAAUUAGAUAAUUCUUAGAAAUAAUUUUAAAUGAGGCGCAGUAAGUAACGGUAGGCAGCGGCUUGGAUGUUACCCUAGCAUUGCUGACGUCCAUGAGCGACGGUAACCACUCACCAUCAGGUGAACCGUAUACUCGUCUGCCUACAAGGCCAAUAAAAAUACCUUGAAACUUCUUCUUUAUCGUGCCCUCAAAAAUAGCCUUAUAUGAAUUUGUCUCCAUUUACUUCUGUCCCGCACCAGUUCAAUAGAUCGUUGUAGAGUUUCCCCUGUUUUCUCUGCAAUACUUUUACACCACCGUGUCGGAAUUGGGUUCCUAGAGCGUUUCCACUGUAUCUGUCCCACUCGGCUUGUUCUAGAGUAUUAAGCGGUAGGCAGCGGCUUGGCUCUGCCCCUGGCAUUACUGAAGUCCAUGGGCGACGGUAACCACUCACCAUCAGGUGGGCCGUGUGCUCGUCUGCCUUCAAGAGCAAUAAGAAAAAACGAUCAACUGCUUCUAUAACUCAUGCAUAUUUGAGUUAUGGCCUAAGAAGCUUAAUUAAAGUUCUCGGUACAGAGAGAUAAGUCGUUUUUUUAGUGUAAAAUCAAUUCGUUUGUCCUCAUGGUUGUCCAUGGUAUUUUUACCAUUCAUCUCCAGCACCACACUGUCCAGCACCUUCAGACACGAUCUAAAUCGCUAAUUGUAUCCUAUAACGGCUAUUCCACACUUCAAACCAGAAUGUCUCAAAACUCUCAAAAUAAGUACCUAAAAUUAUUGGGUAAUCGACCUGUAUUACUAAUACCCAUGCUAAAAGUGAAAUUUUAAAAUAAAUAAUUGCCUAUUAAUACGAAAUUCGUCAACAAGCCCCUUUCAUACGUCACGAAUAUAAAUUUCGAUCGAAUUUUAGGGUUCAGUGCCUAUUUUUCUACAAAACAUAUUUCAUGAGUCGAAAUUUAUUAAUUCGCAUAAGCAUAUCGACGCUUGAAAGGCAAACGUGACUAAGCGACAAUAACUGCUUUGUACAUAAAUGAUAGGCAAUAACCAUAUUCGAUGCGCAAAAAAAUUAUAGGUUUAUCUAGGUCUAUUAAAAUCAUUUCAAUCCUUCAGCUAGAUUUGUUAAAAUAGAUUUUUUUUCAGGUAUUUCUUAGGUACAUUUUAAAUUAAUUUCAACUUUGAAUUAGUCUACUAUAAAGUUCACACAUUGUCGCUUAGUCAUGUUUGCCUUUCAAGCGUCGAUAUAGAAAAGUAUGGAUGCAAUACUUUUCUAUAUUUUAAAAUGUUACCUAAUAGUAUACUGGGUCCGCGAUACGCUAAUUUGUUUUUUUAGUAUUUUAGAUUUAUUAUACCUACAGCUAUAUCCAGGGCAUCAAACAUACCAAUAUACUAAUCGUUGAAAUUUAUUGAAAAUGUAUUUGGGUCAUAUACUACCCAGUAAAUUUCUGAAAUUCGCAUUAUUAUUAUCAGGGUAAUCUAUCGAUUUACGGAUUCGUUCAUAUUGUUUUGGGUCCAAGAUUUUGCUAUUACAGCUAUUAUUAUUAUAUAACUUUUGUUGUUACUAACCUUAUACUCUUUGCUAAUUACGAUAUUUUUACUUGUCAAAAUUUAAGUCAGUCGCACAAUAAAUGUCGUUGCAACCACACACAGUUUUUCUUUACGGAUAGUACGCAAACCAAAUUGAACCUUAAUUACAUCAUUCAUAUUGGUCAAAUUCGAGCGGAUUUUUUGAACAUACAAGCUAUCGAAGAUGGACGCCGGCCAGUGAAAAUAUUGUUUUCCAGUAAGCCGUAAACCACAUUCCAGUGAUUUAAAGACAAAUAAUUUAUACAUAAUUUAUAAAUAUUACAAUUUUAUUCCGUUUUCUGGUUGGACGGUACUAUGGAUGAACUUUUGAACGUUUUAGAAGAUACAGCUGCGCUCUUAAACAAAACUCAAAUUAAUUUAAAGAAAUGUCCAAAAGCUAGAUUGACAAGAGGUUAUGUAGAAGCAAGAAUCAAAUGUAUCGAAGAAUAUUGGACUACAUUUAAGCAAACGCAUCUACAAUUGGUAAAAAUAACACCGAAAGAACAAAGACAAGAGUUACCAUAUUUUCAAAAUGAAGAUUACUUCGUGUUCGAAGAUUUGUAUCUCGUUUUGUUAGCCGAUUUAAAAGAUCUUUUGCAAUCUUUCACACAAGCAGCCGCGCCGAGUACUUUAACGUCCUCACCAAAUAAUUCUAAGAUUAUUGCGGAUACCGAAAACCUUGUUCGGUUACCGAGAAUCGAAUUACCUAAAUUCACUGGAAACUAUGAAGAUUGGCCUACGUUUCAAGACCUAUUUACCUCCUUAGUGGAUAAGAACCCGGCUUUAAGUGACGUACAAAAGUUACAUUAUCUUAAGAGUACAGUCAGCUGCGAGGCAGAAACAUUAUUAAAACCUAUUCAAGUCACGGAAAACAAUUAUAAAAAAGCAUGGAAUAUUUUGAAGUCAAGGUAUGGAAAUAAAAGAUUAAUAAUUAACUCAGUGUUGAAGAAAUUAUUUAAUCAGAAGAAAAUUAGUUCUCAGUCUGCAAAUCAAUUAAAAAAUUUAUUAGACGUCACGACAGAUUGUUUGAAUAAUUUAGAAAAUUUAAAUAUACCUACGACCUCCUGGGAUCCUAUAAUUAUAUUCCUUGUGAUACAAAAGUUAGACCCGGAGUCUCACAAAGAAUGGGAGCAGACAGCUUAUUCAAAAUCAGAGGACGAACUACCAACUUGGGAGAAUUUAAAAGAUUUCCUGCAGUCAAGAUACCGUACCUUAGAACUUGUAUUGUCCGUGUCAGGGACUUGUAGCAGCCGUGACAAACCUGUAAGAGAACGUUCACAUUUAGUAACUGCCACAGCCACCACGUCACAGCCAAAUGAAAGAACUUGCGUGCUCUGUAAAGAAAAACAUACAUUAUGUCAUUGUAAGAAUUUUACCAAACUGCAACCUAAAGAAAGAGCUGAUUAUGUCAAGACCAACAAUCUGUGUUUUAACUGUUUGGUGCCUGGGCAUUCUGCUUACCAGUGUAAGUUACAAAUGUCCUGUCGCUUAUGUAGAAGACGGCAUCACACUCUUCUCCACCGCCAUCAAGACUCGGCACAAACUGAGGAAAGGAAUCAACCGAGUGCAUCUCACCACGGUGUAGAAGAGAAAGAAGAGGUUAUAAAUAGCAUGAUGGCGUCACAUCACAGUACUAAGCAAAGCACAGCACUACUAGCCACAGCGAUGGUUUUAGCGAGGAACGAGCAUAACCAAACCGUUGUUCUUCGUGCGCUAGUAGACCAAGGUUCGCAGACUUCAUUUUUAAGCGAGAAGGCGGCUCAAAUGCUCAAACUUACCAGGCAAUUAGCGAGAGGAAGUAUUAUCGGGGUGGGAUCUACUAGGACUAACGUUGAUCACGUGGUUCAACUUAAGAUUGGCUCCCGCUGGAAUCCAAGCUUCGAAAUCAACAUACAAGCAUAUGUUAUGAGUAAAGAGUUGACCACGAAGAUCCCCUCCAAAGCUGUAACUGUCACACAUUGGCCACAUCUAGAAGGACUCAACCUGGCAGAUCCAAACUACUUCCAACCAGGUUCUAUAGACUUACUUCUUGGUGUUAAAGAGUAUGCACAGAUUGUGCAACCAACACUUAUUAAGGGCCCUCCAGGUUCUCCAUGUACCCAAGAAACCAACCUGGGGUGGAUCCUCUUCGGAGAAAUCGAUAAUAACCGUGAAAAUGAAUCAUUUCUGGUCCUUCAUCAUCAAGUCCAUAUAGAUCAUAUGUUGAAAUCCCUCUGGGAAAUUGACAAUGAUAAAAAGAGAAUAUUAACAAAGGAAGAAAAGCUAUGUGAAACAAUAUAUGAAAGCACACAUACGAGAAAUAGUGAAGGAAGAUAUCUAGUAAGGCUGCCAUUUAAUACAAAUAAUCCAAUUUCGAUUGAAGGAAAUACGAAGGAAAUAGCUAGAAAGAGGCUACUUCAGCUAGAAAGAAGAUUUAAGAAAGAAACUAAACUGAAAGAAGAUUAUUCAAAGGUCAUGCAAGAAUACAUAAAAGCUAACUACAUGGAAGAAAUACCUAAGAAUGAAAUAAAUGAGAGAAAAUCAGUAUACUUACCUCAUCACGCCGUGGUACACGCAGACAGAGAAACUUCUAAGACACGCGUAGUAUUUGAUGCUUCAGCGAAGGGCUCCAACUGCUUUUCUCUAAACGAUGAAUUGCUUGUAGGUCCACAACUGCAAGAAGACUUAAGGAAUAUACUUAUGAGAUCGAGAUUACAUCGUGUUUGCUAUGCAAGUGAUAUACAAAAGAUGUACCUGCAAAUAUUACUUUAUGAAGAAGACGCCGAUCGAUAUCAACGCCUUUUGUGGAGAGAGAAUGAUUCAGACCCGAUUAAAGAAUAUCGUAUGCUUCGUGUUACAUUUGGUACAGCGGCGGCCCCUCACCUGGCUGUAAGAACGCUUCACCAGGUGGCGGACGAUGAAGGUCGAAAUCAUCCAAUGGCUUUUCGAAUUAUUAAAGAAGAUUUUUACAUGGACGAUCUAAUGUCGGGGGAGAGCAGUGCUCCUGAAGCCAUAAAGAGAGCACAAGAAGUAGAUAAUAUUCUACAGAAAGGUGGAUUUGUAUUAUCAAAAUGGUCAUCCAAUUCUGCUGAAUUUUUGAAAUCUAUCGAACCAAACAAACGGACAUCUCGAGCACAGUUGGAUUUUAAAUUGGAUGGAAAUGUACAAGCCCUAGGUUUGAUCUGGAACCUGGGCACAGAUCAGUUUCAGUACAAAGUUAACUUACCAGCAAGGUCAAGCAGUAUUACAAAGAGAGGCAUACUAUCUGAUAUUCAAAGACUUUUUGACCCACUGGGAUGGAUCGCCCCUAGCUUAAUUUUGGCUAAGAUACUCAUACAAAGGCUAUGGCUAGAACCGAUUGGCUGGGAUGACGAGAUUAACCAAUCGCUGUUACACGAUUGGCUGACAAUUAGAGAAGACUUUGAACAUGUAAAAGAGAUAGGUAUUCCAAGAUGGCUAAACACAGUAAGCACACAGAUGGAAAACAUCGAGGUUCAUGGUUUCAGCGAUGCUUCCAUGAAAGCCUAUGCUGCGGUAGCUUACAUUCGUGUGAAGAGGGAAGAUGGUUCAGUAUUCACCAAUCUAUUAGCUGCCCGUACUAGAGUGGCACCACUCCGUACCGUGUCUCUACCACGCCUGGAGUUAUGUGGGGCGCUGUUAUUAGCAAGGUUACUUAAGCAAAUAAAAAAUGCAAUGCGUAUACCUACUUCUAACAUCUAUGCAUGGACAGACUCAUCAAUUGUUCUUGCAUGGCUAUCUGGUGAUUCUCAUAGAUGGAAGACAUUCGUGGCGAACCGGGUCGUAGAAAUUGUAGAAAAUGUAAACACACACCGAUGGUUCCAUGUAGCUUCGGAAGAGGAUCCUGCAGACAUCGGGUCGCGGGGCAUGCUGCUGGCGGACUUCAAACAGAAAGAGUUGUGGUGGACAGGGCCCAAGUGGUUAUGCAAAAAAGAAAUAAUAUACAGUAAGCCAGGAAUAACAGAAACAGAAUUGGAAAUGAAACCAGUAAAAUUAAAUACUUACCACAAUGCAGAAGAACUAAAACCUUUAACCGCUCAGUUUGAAGAUUUUGAUACGUUACCAGAAUUACUAAAAACUAUUAUUUACUGUAAAAGAUUUUUAAGAUACAAAAGUAAUUUAAGUACGAGCAAGGAAAUAACUACACAAGAAUUUGAAGAGGCGCUUAUCACAUGCAUUAAGUUAGUACAACAAGAAUUUAAAGAAGAAAUAGAUCGGCUAAGAGAUAAGAAACAAGUUAGAAAAAAAAGUAAAUUACGAUCGCUAAACCCAUACCUGGAUGAGAAUCAUAUCCUCAGGGUGGGCGGUCGCCUUAAACAUACUAACUUACCUGAUGACCGAAAACACCCAAUUAUUCUUGGAAAUAAGAACACCCUAGUACACUUGGUCGUUGCUGACGCCCAUAUCAAGACACUACAUGGAGGGGUUCAGUUAAUGCUAUGUUAUCUCAGAUCAAAGUAUUGGAUCUUAAGGGCAAAAUCAAUAACAAAGAAGCAUGAGUACAUCAAUGUUUAAUAUGCGCCAGAAUGAAUGCUAUUACCAGAACGUCACUGUAGCAAUAUUAUUAUUAAAUUAAUACUAAGUCUCAAGUUAAGCAUAUUGUAUUAUGAUGUCUAGUAUUUAAGCAACCUUUAUUUCGUUUUGUAGAAUAUUGUUUUGAAGUCACCUUGACGUUGUAAUUAGUGCAAUAGAUUUAGAAAGAACUUAGUAGUCCUUUGGUGGGCGGUAUGUUGUUACUAACCUUAUACUCUUUGCUAAUUACGAUAUUUUUACUUGUCAAAAUUUAAGUCAGUCGCACAAUAAAUGUCGUUGCAACCACA